Molecule: messenger RNA, 2021 nt
Organism: Cannabis sativa
Lineage: Eukaryota; Viridiplantae; Streptophyta; Magnoliopsida; Rosales; Cannabaceae
Exons: 3
Coding region: 1-1518 (505 amino acids)
Source: RefSeq, a predicted model, not a curated record
AUGAGCGAUCUAUCGGACAGCCAGCAGCUCGGCUCAGGAGGUCGCGCUUUUGACGGGGAGUCGUCACAAGAGAGAGACAGUUUUCUCCCUACGGACAUCUCCGAAAUGGAGGCUGCGGAGAUAGAGCUAGGUCCGAUGUCCUCCGUAGACAUCGAGAGGAUGGUACAGGAGCUCGCUGAACCUGGGACAAUCGAUAUCCGGGAUAGCGAAUCCACAGUGUCAGCACGCGACUACCUCAUCCAUACGAGACACGCUCCCGACAUCGAGGUCGAGGAGGUGGAGGAGGAAUGGACUACUCCAGUCCGCGAGUCAGGUGAGGAAGAAGAGGAAGCGGAAGGGAGUGGGACGGACUCAGUCGAUGACUCCCAAUUGAACGAACCUUUCUCAUGCGAAGACCUAGUCUCGAGAGUCGUCAAAUCUGACUUCACUACCUUUGUGAGAUCUUUUGCUAACUCGUUCUUCUUUGUUGUCAUCGCAGAUAGACCAGCUCGACCAACGCUUGACGCGAAUAAGAAGGGGGUAGCCGAAAUUCUUGGGAGUCUUCCGGUACAAGAUCGCGACUGGCGAUUGCUGUGUACGACUGCCAAAUUGCGAGAACAUAAACUGAUCCCUGAGAACGCGAGUCUUCAACGGGAGCCAGUAUAUAAAGAACCUUCUGAGAAACAGCAGGAGCGGAUAGAUAAACGUCUUUCUAAACAAACUCCUCGACAAACUUCAGACAUGACUUUCUUGAAGUCUGCCCCUGUCCUGAAGAUCAAGCAAAAGGGUGGAACACCAGCGACUUCGCCGGUCGUUGCCCAGAAGAGGAAGAGCGAUGUGAUGACUUCGCUUGCUGCAGAUUCCUCCAAGAAGUUGGCUAAGACUACUCAGGACAAAGGGAAGAAAGUCGUCAUCGACUCUCCUGUUCGUGCUCGCGAUUUUCUGGCCAUGCAGGAAAAAUUACUGGCUGAGAUUCCAUACGAGGAUCUUGCUUCUCGAUCUACUGAACUGGCCGUGCAAUCCAUGGCUUUGUUUAUGAAAGCCGCGGCUACUCCUUCAAAGGAAAAUGACUCGCUGAAGAGGCAGAACGUCCAUUUUCAAGAGAGCAUAAAGAAGCUGAAGCAGGAGGUGGCGAGGAUGGAGGAGCUUAACAAGGCCAAGGAGAAGGAGCUCGAGGAAGUCAACAGGGCCAAAGAACAGGUGGAGCUCGAGCUCAAGAAGUCGCAGGACACUAACGCUGAGAUGGCUCGCGACUUGGAGGCUGAGAAAGAGAGUGGGAAGAAACAGUACGAUCAGGCUGUGUCUGACUAUAUUUACACUACUCUUUCCAAGGUCCCUGACUUCGACUUCUCGCUGCUUGGAGCUGAGGCUGCGGAAAUGGCUGAAGCUUUUCGCGCGAUGUCUCCUACUCAGACUCAGGGUAACCUUCUUGAUGAAACCGAGGGAGUACAGGCUGAAGAGGUCGAGAAUGAAGUCGUGAGCAAGAUUGCAGACGAGGCUGCUCCUGAUGAGACUACUCCCAUCGUUCCAGGCGUUUGAUUAUUUGCUAUCUUAUGUUGUUGUUUAAUUUUCACUCUUACUCUUUUUUUUUAUAUAUGCGGUACACAGGUACUCGCACUUCUGUACUUGGAGAAUUUUAUCUUACUUUUGGACAUCUUUCUAUCCUCGCAGGGAUAGCUUACGUUUUAAUAUUUACGCAGUACACGGGUACUUGCGAUUUUAUAUAUAUUUAACUUUGAUCACAGCUUGGUGUGAACGCAAUUAUAUUUAACUUUGAUCACAGCUUGGUGUGAAUGCAAUUAUAUAUAUGCGACUUUUAAUUACAGCUUGGUGUAAUAAAGUAGGAAAAACUCGGUAAAUUAAAUUACUCGAAAAACUUAAUAAGUGAUUUUAUUCAAGCAAUCAGUAAUACAUGCGGGUACCAUGCCCCUAUACUUAGGAAGUAUUUUGAACAAAAAAUAUCUAAGUAUAAGUACUCGAAUUAUCAUAACUGAAUAACGCGAAUAUUACUGAUAAUAAAAUUUCAAGCUCUCGCUAUUCCA